Molecule: messenger RNA, 1864 nt
Organism: Betta splendens (Siamese fighting fish)
Lineage: Eukaryota; Metazoa; Chordata; Actinopteri; Anabantiformes; Osphronemidae
Gene: lin37
Product: lin-37 DREAM MuvB core complex component
Exons: 9
Coding region: 337-1065 (242 amino acids)
Biological process (GO): negative regulation of transcription by RNA polymerase II
Cellular component (GO): transcription repressor complex; Myb complex
Source: RefSeq, a predicted model, not a curated record
CAACGCUAAUUUUGGCUAGUAGUGCUACGAUCAAUUAUAUUAGUAAAGCGACGAGUAUACGCCACUCUUUAAAUUAAUUUAUGGGACCCACCAAGGACAUAAUAAUAGGCAGGUAAUCUGACUAGGGAAGUAUGACAGUCUGACGGCUUCGCGUAUUUAACGUUAGCUGGCUAUAAACGAUCGCAAGCCAACCGCAGUUAGCAAGCUACUAGCAACGUUAGCGGCGGUUCAUUGAUUUUAUCUACCUGAAGAGUUUCGGUACUGUGAAAUGUUGGCUUAAACGUCCGCGUGUUUUCCAGUUGACUUACAGAAAAUAUAGGUUAGGAAGUGGGGAUAAUGCAUCACAUUAAGAUCAAGACAGAGAGGCAAGAUUUAGAGGGAGCUGGUGCACGCAGCAGGUUGGAUGCUGUGCUAAAAGGACUGGUAGAGAAAAGUGAAAACGAAAGGGAGCACAAUGACGCUGAUUCUGGAAAAAUAUCAGCAGACUCAUUAAACAAGGAUUUGUCUCCAUCAUCUGCUAGCAAGAGACCAUCAGCUCGAUUUCCUCAGCACCGGAGGAAGAAGCGAAAGGAGAUGGAUGAGAGCAUACCAGAAAGCAAUCAGCAUAAACAAAAUGCAUACAUUAUUAAAUUAUUUGAUCGUAGUGUGGACCUCGCUCAGUUUAACACUACCACCCCACUGUAUCCUAUCUGCCGUGCCUGGAUGAGAAAUAAUCCUUCUGUUCGGGAGCCAGUUUCUCCAAGCCCCUCACACAGCAUGGUAGAGGAGGAGGCCCCAGACAUGAUCAAUGGUAAAGGGCAGAAUGUGUACAGACUCCCUUCCCCAUCUGCCUGUCCAGUUGGUACCUCUGGUGAACCCGUCAAUCUCAGAAUCCCACAGACUGAAAAACCCACCGUUGCCCAGUUGACAGACACGCUUCCUGUUUCGAGUCCUCUCAUAUGUGACCACAUGGAAAGAUGGAAAAAGAUCAGGCACAAAUGGAAAGAGUGCUCCAACAAGAACCAGUUAAGAUACAGCGAGAGUAUCAAGGUCCUUAAAGAGAUGAAGGACCUCUUUGACCACUAACUGACUCCAUAGAUUUCCACCGCUGAACGCACUCGAUGCAGUUAAAAUAGAGUCACUAUGUAGCAGGCGAUCUUUGUGUACUUCUGCUAACUAUACAAUUAGAGAAAUUGUUAACUUAAACCUGAAGCCUUAAAUACACAAUUUGCCCUAUGCAUUGUGGGAAUUCUAUCUAGAAUGAUUUAUAGUGUGACGUGAAAUUGUUGUUAGUCUUUGAGAUUCUGUGUAGGAUUCUGAUUAAGUAUAUUUGUUUAUUAGUACAGUUUCUGCAGGGUAAACAAAAGUGGAUCCUUAACAUUACGAUAAAAUAGACUUAUUGGGGUCAUGUUUGUUUUCUUAAUUUCUUCAUACAGUAUCAGGCAGCACAGAAGCUUCCAGACUUAGUCUAAUUAAUAUUUAUUUUUUAUGCAUAUAAUAGUUUAGAGUUCUCUUUUCUAGUUCUUCGUUCACUAGUAAAGAACCUAUUCCAGCAGAUGUUAAGAAAUAGUACUAGUGAAUGUUUUGUCCUUGUGUUUUCUGAAGAAGCUUUAGUUAACAGGGUGUGUGUUGCUCUGUUGGAAGCACAAUGACACAUUUCCUAAGAAACUAAGGUCAAAAUGCUGACUGAAGGGACUCUAUUCUGACUCAGUGGUGUAGGUCUAUUAGCACUUUUUAUUUUAUCCUGCUGCAAUAAUGAGAAAUAUGUUCUGCUCAAUGAUAACUUUAGUAAGUUCACACCUGUAUUACCAAAGUCCCAGAAUAAGUUUGUUCAAUAGAAAACUGAAAUAGCUUAAGAACUAAUAAAUACUUGUGUUAAACAGAA